Molecule: messenger RNA, 765 nt
Organism: Neurospora tetrasperma FGSC 2508
Lineage: Eukaryota; Fungi; Ascomycota; Sordariomycetes; Sordariales; Sordariaceae
Exons: 2
Coding region: 353-703 (116 amino acids)
Biological process (GO): protein insertion into mitochondrial outer membrane; mitochondrial outer membrane translocase complex assembly
Cellular component (GO): mitochondrial outer membrane
Source: RefSeq, a predicted model, not a curated record
CGGGCCGAGUCCGUAGAGGUAUCCAUCUCCGUGUACCUAUCGCCGUGUUCGUAACCGACAACGAAUCUCCCAGCAGCAAUCAAGUUCGUCCCACGCGAUUUCUACAAUAUCCUACACGCCAGGCGUUACGCCGAUUCGUACAGUGUCUCCAUUCCGAACCAUCAUCGCGACUUGCCCGAGCUACGAUAGCUACCUGCCAUCUUCACCGCGACAACCGACCGUGCGCCGGCGCCGACCACUUGCUCGCCUCAUCCAAACCGCACCGACGAUAGCUGCCUUACCUAGAGGUACUCCCGACCAGAGACGCGAUACCCUCAGAUAGACAAAUUCCGCAUUCGGGACAUCCAAAACCAUGUCCACCCCCUCCGAUUCCUACGUCCUCCACGACCACUCCCCUUCAACCGACAACGACGAUGUCGACUCCCUCCCGUCCAUCUCCAGCAGUAUCCUAGGCUCGGACGACUCCCAGUACGACGACGAAUCAGACGCACAAAAGGAAUGGGAACAGAGUCUCGAGCAGCUGCAGCUUCUCUUGAACUUGGUGCUAAUACCGUUCGCGGGCAAGUUUUUGGGGCGCAAGUUUGCUUAUUGGAGUUGGGGACGGUACAUGGAGUGGGCGCACGGGGUCAAGGUCCAAUGGUAUAACAAGACGCUAUUCAACAUUGCCGGUUGGAUAGGAGCUGCUACGCCAGUAUCAGUAUGAGGGAGGCAGAUAGGCGACCGUGGUAAUGAGGUACUCGAGUCAAAGGCGACGGCAGCACAAUU